This is a messenger RNA of Schistocerca serialis cubense, 1511 nucleotides long. RefSeq lists its product as uncharacterized. Gene Ontology annotation, biological process: cytoskeleton organization. The record is from RefSeq and is a predicted model, not a curated record. The transcript is spliced from 11 exons. Lineage: Eukaryota; Metazoa; Arthropoda; Insecta; Orthoptera; Acrididae. Gene Ontology annotation, molecular function: protein binding. Bases 58 to 1299 code for a protein of 413 amino acids.
AAGCAGACGGUAGUUCAAACAUAUACAUCAAGCGUUGUUGUAGGUUUGUUGUGAACGAUGAGCAGGUUAACAGAAGAAAUGGUUGUUGCGAGAACAAAAACAUCAGAUAUAUCAUUAGUGCGCAAACUGAAUUGCUGGGGGAGCAAUCUAUGUGAUGUAAGCCUUCUUAGGCGCAUGCCAAAUGUUGAACUGCUUUCGUUAAGUUUCAAUCAGAUAUCCACCCUGAUAGAUAUGCAGUACUGCAAAAAUUUGGCAGAGUUAUUUAUAAGAAAAAAUCUGAUAUCGGAUAUCAACCAACUAUGCUAUCUUCAAGACUUACCAUGUUUAAGAACACUGUGGGUUGAUGACAAUCCUUGUACACAGUCUAAAGACUAUCGGUUAACUGUCCUGAGAGCUCUACCAAAUCUUAAAAGACUAGAUAACAUAGAAGUGAAGCCGGAAGAAGUCUCGGAAGCGAUGCAAAUGGGGAUGCCACUCAUUCACCCAGAGAAAGCUGUUGCUCCAUCUCCCAUGAUGUCUUCUGUGCCAAGACUGUCUCCAAGCCCUUCAGCUGAAGAAGGACCCAACCAAGAACUGGAUGAUCGUUACUAUGAACCCUAUGAAGAACCAGAAUUAAUGGAAAACAGGUGUCACAUGCGACAGGGAAAUACAAGAAUACAUAAUAACCAUGUAGAUGCUGAUGAACACUUGGAAACCCCAGUGUUGCGACAACAAUCUCCAAAAGCUGAAAUGUAUGAAAUGGAUCGUCAGAAUGCUAAUUAUGAAAAGAAUUCUUCCCGAUGUUCUAAUCAAAACAACAGGACAGCAAACCAGCCUGAUUGCUCUUCUUCAUCUGGAAGUGUAAAAGUAGCACGCACACCAACUGAUUACACAAAUGAGGCAGAUUUACGGCCUGAGAUUUAUGAAAUUGAAUACCGGGAGACAAAUUAUACUCCCAGGCGGUAUCACGACAGUGGCAGUGAAGAAAGUUAUGAUCAUUAUGGAAGUCAUUACGAAGAAGUUUAUCACCAUCAGGGACAAAAUAUGGAGCUAUCACAUAGAAAUAUUGCUUCCCAUGGACAAGUUAACUCAUACAAUCCAGCCAGCACAUCAUUUUAUAAAAAAACUAGUUCUUCUGAAGAAAAGUUCAGGUGCCCUUCUGAACGGUCUAUGUCAUAUGUAUCAAAGCAGCGGAAGUCUGGUCACAUGAAUACAAAUGUGCUUUCCGCUGUCCUGCUGCUCAUAAAGGAACUUGAUUAUGCCAGCUUAGAAGUCUUGGAAAAUGCUGUAAGAUCACGAUUAAAUGAAUUUGAGAACUGACUCCAGAAAAACUGGCUGAUACCCUUCUGUGUCUUUGUGUCUGUUGUAAACUGGUAUGUGGAGUAUGGAAAGAUAUCACUCACUCAAAAUGAGGCAGUCAGAGCUGGCUAUAAUGUACAAAAAUAUGAGAGACAAUACAUAUACAUAACUUUAUUAAGUGUGACCUCUUAGGAAAUUUUAGUUGCAAGCACAAAUGGCUCUUAGUUGCUUCU